AUGAAUGUCAACGAACAAAGACCAAUCGGACCAAAAUGGAAAGGAAGCAAAUUUGAGAUGCGAUGUGGGCUGUUUGGACUUUCUUGUCACGUGGGCAUCGUCUUGGUCAUAAAUAUGAUCAGCUCGAUGGUGGUUUUGGCGACGCAGGGAAUCUUUAUUUAUAAGAAAUCGAGUACUUUUGCUCUUGGCGGUUUUACUGGACCGUUUUUAGACAUCUUCCUGGUCUUCAUUUGCGUCACCAUGUGGUGCUGCAAUCUUUCAAUCACCCUCGUCCGCAUGCAAUUCGCCUUCGCCAUCCUAACAGCAAUUUGUUCCGGCGCCCUCUUUGUCAUCGAUUGCGCCCUAGUUGCCGUUUUCAUUUUGCUUGAUGAAAGUCAAUUUGCGAUUUUGGUACUUCUAUGUGAAAUUGCGGGAGCCUUUGGUCUUUUUUGCACGACAAUUCCAUUCUUAGUCGGGGGCAACUGGCUUCUUUCGGUCAAACAGGCCGAGGAGGAGAAAAGAAAACUCAAGACGACUGAUUCCUGGAUCGUCCGAAACCGCGUCCAACCCGGCCUCCAAAUUCUCGACAUUGACGAAAUCGCCGCUCAAAACACUGCAUCAACAGGAAUCUACUCGAUUUCCGCGAACGAUUCUUUUCGAUUCUCACCAACAAAUGGCCCGAUUUUGAGACCUGUUCAUCUCGGCGAAUGCCCCCCGAAUUACUCGGAUAUUUUUCCGAAGAGCUUUCCGUGGGGAGAGAGAAGAUAUGAGGACUCGAUUGUUGCUGAGAAAGCAGAUGAUUUUACGCUGGUGAAGACGAGCAUUGGUUAUCAUGUUUAA
Messenger RNA from Oikopleura dioica, 819 nucleotides. The record is from the annotation of a GenBank genome assembly. NCBI's taxonomy places the organism in Eukaryota, Metazoa, Chordata, Appendicularia, Copelata, Oikopleuridae.